AUGUCGUUUUCCGAGCGUUUUUGGUCCCAUGACUACCAUCUGGGCUAUGAAACUCUUUUUAAUGAGCUCUACGAGGGAAUUCGAGAGAACAAUGACUUCAUCCAGAUGUUCACCAAGCGAAUGGACGCUGAACACUCUUACGGUAGUCACUUGACGGGCUUGGACGUGUCUGUUAAGAGAUCCAGUAAGAGACACACCGAUAACGACUACGUGCUGACAAUCAAGAAUGGAUACCAGAAGUUGACUGAGAAUUUUGCCAAGCAGGGUUCGCUCCAUUUGGAAAUUGCUGGAAAUAUCAAAGUGUUGGUGUUGGAUCCUUUUCUGAAGUGGUGUGCCGAACAUGAACAGAGAGUGGAUUAUUCCGAGCUGACCAUUCUGGAGAAAUACAAGUCCUUCAGGAGUGCUCGCAACAACUUGGAGAAGUUGCAAAAGAAGUACUUCAACAAGUGCAGAAUGCUAGAGGAGUUCAAGUCUCACUACUCUGAGGAGGAGCUCGAGGAGCAGCUCGAGGAGGCGCAGAAUGUCUCUUUCAGCGAGCUGUCCGUUCCUGAGGAGGAGGAAGAGGACGAAGAGCUGUACGUUUUUGACAACAAGGUCUGUGAUCGUAAAGAUGCCAAGGUUGUGUUGUCCAGUAUCCUUUCCAACAUAGAGCUCAAGUCACACAAGGUGCCAAUCUUGGGAACCUACCACAACGUGUCUACAGGAAGCAAAAUCACCCAGUGGGUCUUGGACAACAUGGAAGACUACAAGGGAAGCAUUGAUAGGGCCGAGCAAUUUGGUCAGGACCUUCUCGACAAUGGUUUCAUCCGCCUCAUUGGCUCCAUGAGUGCCAACAAAAACUUCAUCAACUCUUCCCAAUUUUUCUACCAGUGGAAGCCUGUCGUUUUUGAAAUCACCAAGCUCUCUGAAUUUGACCUCUCAAAGAGCAGCAAGAGUGCAGAGUAUGACCCCAUCAGUGCCCUGAGCAGCCGUGCCAACCACUUUGCCGACUACUUUGAUGAUGUUAAGCAGGCUAUGGGCGUGACCUCGAUUGACUAUAACGACAAAACUCAGUACGCCAAGCUCGUGAAGGAGGUUGACUCCUUGGACUUGCAGUACUUCCAGACUACCAAGGAACUCGACAAGAUCAGAUGCUCUUUCGAAGAGAUUGUCAUGGACCACUUGACCUUCAUGCACAAGUGUGAGCUUGACCGUAUGAAGGCCAUCAAGAAGGUGAUGUUCGAUUUUGUCUCGACUUUCUCCAACAGAGUCAGCUCCAUGAAGCAGGUUUCCGAGGAGAUGUUCGUUGUGGAGGAGACCAUCAACCCAGUCAAUGACCUCAAGUUUCUUAUUGAGAACUACGCUACAGGCAGGUUUGAUCCCAAGGUUACUCUCUACGACAAUUACUACAACUCAAACAUCAAACAGACCUUUGGUGUCGAUCUCAACGUGAAGGCGAGAUUGGACCGUAAGGCCGUCCCGCUCUUGGUCCAAGGAAUCCUCUCCUGUCUUGAUAGCGUCUAUCCUGAACUCAAGGAUGACGACGAGAGAACAAACUUGUGGACGCACCCAGUCCACUUAUCAAAGGUGCACAAGGUACGUUUCCAGCUUAACGAGCUUAGUGACUUGACCGCUAUCCAGAACGUCUUGAAGGCCACGGACCCCAUCAUCAUUACCAACGUCUUCAAGCUUUAUUUCCUCGAAUUGCCUGACUCCAUCAUCCCCCACAGUUACUUCGAUUUGAUCAAGACGUUAUACCUGAGUUACCCUGUUGGCAGCUCAGACGAGGAUACCGAUAGUACUAGGGUAAACGGCCUACAGAAUACACUUUCUGAGUUGCCAGUGAGCAAUUUGGCCACGUUGGACGCCAUUUUGACUCAUUUCAAUAGACUCGUGAACAUCAUUGGCUCAAAGAACAAGGAUCUUGGGUCGAAAUUGAGAGGCCGCCUCUGCAAGGAGUUCGGAUCGCUUCUUUUAAGGCCCAAGGAUGAAGAGGACGGCUUAUCGGACUCGAGAAUUUUACAUAGUGCAGCUACCGAGACGCUUCAGCAGCACUUCAUAGAGGACUUGUUCCAGCACAAAGACACGAUUUUUGGGGAAUUGAGGAGAAGGAACUCCAACAAGAGCGUGCUGAGGGACGGGCCCAAGCUGAGCAGAUCCGAGGAAUUGACGCCCAAGGCCAGCGUUGUUGCAUCGUCCAAGUCUCGUUUGGAGAGUCGAUUGAAGAGGGCUGUCAGCAAGGCUUCCCACGAGAACGAAGAAGAAGAGGACAAGGAGAAUGUGCUGGCUGACCCUACGGAGCCGCCAAAGACACCCACAAAGUCCACGAGCGGUUUGAAGCGGUCUACGUCACCAAACAAGAAGAAGCUCAAUACAUUGUUGACCGAGAAGAGCAGCAACGCGUCGAAGUCCAAGAAGAAGGAGAAGCUACAAAGGACACAAUCUUCAGAUUCGUCAGAGUUUGCCUCAGCCGCUCUGGAGACUGGGUCAGGGCGCCAGAGCCUUUCCAAGGAUGAGGACGAAACGCCACCCAUUGUGCCGCCCAAGACGCGGUCCCCCAAAAAGAACAGUGACGACGUGAUUGUCGUUGAGUAA
Molecule: messenger RNA, 2574 nt
Organism: Candidozyma duobushaemuli
Lineage: Eukaryota; Fungi; Ascomycota; Pichiomycetes; Serinales; Metschnikowiaceae
Exons: 1
Coding region: 1-2574 (857 amino acids)
Biological process (GO): cytoskeleton organization; small GTPase-mediated signal transduction
Cellular component (GO): plasma membrane; cell division site; cytoplasm
Molecular function (GO): GTPase activator activity
Source: RefSeq, a predicted model, not a curated record